AAGUGGCGCAUGGCGGAGGUAAAUAUAAAUAACUAGCGAAGGUGGAACUGUCGGACUUCUGAGAUAUAGUUACUUAAUAUAUUGAAUUUACAUUAAAUAGUAGAUGAGUUUUUGCCUGUAAAUCCCGCAUUAUGGAACAGGAGCCAUGAGAGUCCUAAUUGGGGCAGCGCGGUGUAUUUUAUACACACACUCCCGGUGUGCACCAGCAGGGGGCAGCAGAUCGUUCUGGAGCUGGCUUAACGCCGUGUUUAACAAAGUUGAUUAUGAGAGGAUUAAGGCAGUUGGUCCAGACCGUGCAGCUACAGAAUGGCUCCUAAGAUGUGGAGCCAAAGUUCGUUUCUGUGGUUUCGACCGCUGGCAACAUGAUUACAAUGGGAUUCCGACUGGGCCGCUGGGCAGAUAUCAAAUCCAGGCCAUCGAUGCCACAGAAUCCUGCAUCAUGUACCAGGGAUUCGAUUACCUGGUUGGUCUGGAGCAUGUAGAGGAGAUAAAGCUGCGAAAGUGUAUAUACAUAGAGGAUGCAUGUCUGGAGCACUUGUCUAAGAUAGAGAAGCUGCAGAACAGCAUGAGGACAAUGGAGAUCGUCUCCUGUGGCAACGUGACAGAUAAAGGCAUCAUCAGCCUUCAUCACCUGAGGAACUUGGAGUACUUGUUCCUCAGCGACCUGCCAGGUGUGAACCAGAAACAGAAAACAGCAAACACACUGCAAACUGCACUACCCAAUCUUUCCAUAGAACUUGAUCUGGAUUAGUCAAUCAAAGGUUUUAUGUUUUUGCAUCCUCGACUGGCAAAACAGAUGAGCUGGGAUAUGAUAGUUACAGAAACUCUGUGAUUAAACUUGAACUGAUGUAUGAAGUGUAACAUUAAAGAAACAAAGUUUAUAUUAAAUAUGGACUACCAAUCAUAA
Molecule: messenger RNA, 907 nt
Organism: Silurus meridionalis
Lineage: Eukaryota; Metazoa; Chordata; Actinopteri; Siluriformes; Siluridae
Gene: dmac2l
Product: distal membrane arm assembly component 2 like
Exons: 5
Coding region: 146-751 (201 amino acids)
Source: RefSeq, a predicted model, not a curated record